Molecule: messenger RNA, 2188 nt
Organism: Cheilinus undulatus (humphead wrasse)
Lineage: Eukaryota; Metazoa; Chordata; Actinopteri; Labriformes; Labridae
Gene: unc93a
Product: unc-93 homolog A
Exons: 8
Coding region: 131-1528 (465 amino acids)
Source: RefSeq, a predicted model, not a curated record
UCAGCUGACUUUACUCCAGAGCUGGGCAGCUGCUGUUUGAGGAUCAAAUUAUAUAUAUCACUACAAAUACCGUUUUUUAUGUAGUUUUCCAAAGGAAAGUCAUCUUUAGGUCACUUUUCUAAAAGCAGCGAUGAUCAGCAGGAACUUCAAGAACAUUCUGGUGAUCUCCAUUGGGUUUCUGUCCCUGUUUACGGCAUAUGGAGGUCUGCAGAGUUUACAGAGCAGUCUGAAUGCGGAGGAGGGGAUGGGCGUGGCGUCUCUGAGCGUCAUCUACGCCUCCAUCAUCAUCUCCUCCAUGUUCCUGCCCCCCAUCAUGAUCAAGAACCUCGGCUGUAAAUGGACCCUCGUGUUUGGCAUGGUCUGCUAUGUCUCCUACUCUUUUGGGAACCUCUACCCCGGAUGGUACACUUUGAUUCCUACCUCAGUGAUCCUGGGUUUGGGUGGCUCUCCUCUCUGGUCGGCUAAAUGCACCUACCUGACCAUUUCUGGAAACAUCCAGGCUGCUAAAGAGGGCAAGAAGGGCUCUGAUGUCAUCAACCAAUAUUUUGGUAUCUUCUUCUUCAUCUUCCAGUCGGCGGCUGUGUGGGGGAACCUCAUGUCGUCGCUCAUUUUCGGACAGGACACCGAUAUAGCUGACAUCCCUGAGGAGCAGCUGGUGACAUGUGGAGCUGCAGACUGCGGCCUCAACGUCAGUGUCGUCGGCACGGUCAUCAAACCUGCUCAGAGGCUGGUGUGGAUACUCGUCGGAUGCUACAUCGGUGUUGGUGUGCUGGCCAUCCUGAUCAUUGUUAUAUUUCUGGACAACAUCGACCGGGAACGGAGCAGUGAGUUUAGAGAAAACAGGGAGCCGUUCUUUAAAACCUUUCUGGCCACGUUCAGACUGCUGAAGGACUGGAGGCUGCUCACCCUCAUCCCUCUCACCAUGUACAGCGGCUUUGAGCAGAGCUUCCUCUCUGGAGAGUACACCAAGAACUAUGCCACGUGUGCUCUGGGGAUCCACUUCGUUGGCUAUGUCAUGAUGUGUUUUGGAGCCACUAAUUCUCUUUGCUCGUUUCUCUUUGGGAGACUGGCUCCCUACACUGGGAGAGCUGCUCUCUUCUUACUGGCUGCUGUUGCAAACUUCUCCUGUAUUAUUGCUCUCUUAUACUGGAGGCCUCAUCCUGAUCAGCUCCCAUUGUUUUUUGUGUUUCCUGCUCUGUGGGGAAUGGCUGACGCUAUCUGGCAAACUCAAACUAACGCUCUUUACGGCGUCCUGUUUCCACGAGACAAAGAAGCGGCGUUUGCUAACUACCGUAUGUGGGAGUCGCUGGGUUUUGUUAUCGCCUUCGCCUACAGCACCUUCUUAUGUCUGGAGUACAAACUGUACAUCCUGCUGGCUGUGCUGAUCCUGACCGUCAUCACGUACCCCAUAGUGGAGUACUACGAACACAAACACCCCACACCGCCUAUCGAGAAGGGAACCUACGAAGGUCACAAAGAUGCCACGGAAGUAGACGAGAGCAAAAUAAUCUGCCAGACACAAAUGUAGAGACUGAAAAUCAGCAGUGUUAUAUUAUAUUUAUGCCCAGAUGCUGAAAAGUGUGUGAAAAUGCCACACUGAAUGAAAACUCUUGCUAAUGAUUGGGAGGUUUUACUGAACAUAAACUUUUCCAGAUUGUUUCAGAGAGAACUAGGAAAAAAUCAGUUCAUUUAACAUGAUCGUUUACCUGUUUUAUAUUUUCUAAGAUUUUUACCAGCUAAGCCUCUUUUCUGCAGUGUUAAAGGUCUACAGAUAAUAAUGUCCCAUUACAAAAUCAGACAGGAUUAGUGCUGGAUGACUGAAAAAAAAACACUCAAUAACUAUUUACUUAUGACUUUAUGAAUCUUUGUUUUUGGAGGAUGAAUUUUAAUGUUUUGUAUUUAUGACUCUCACCUUAAUGCUCAAAACUUUGGUUAUAAACAGGUUAUAUAAAGACUGAUAACUAAAAGUUUGGGGUUAAACUAGAAGGUUAAUUUUUAACUCAUGUCAUGUCAAAAAGUAAUAAACUUCAUUUUAUUUCCUUUUACAGCAUUUAGUUCAAGGACUUUUGUGUCUGAUAAUCAGAUUAUCUGCUGCUUCAGUGCAAUAUUGUUAAUUUGUUUUUUUACACACUCUACUAUAACUGUAGCAAUAAAUUGUGCAUUUUAUGAUUUAUGUGACAAAUAAACG